AUGAGACUGAACCCUUUCCAAGCCAAAACUGCGCCCAGUAGCUCCAUCCACGCCGCGCUAAGCAGCGUAUUCAACACAGCAGAGCCUGAAAGGCCCGCUAAAAAAGAAAAAAUCGAAGAAGUGACAGAAGAGACGGCAGAAAUAGACGAAAAAAACAUACUCAGCGCCCUGGCAACGCACAAAAAAGAAGAGAUAAAGGAGCCGUGGCUAUCUCCCAGUUCCAUCUGCAACUUUUUGAGAGCGUCGGUUGACGAGAUCACAAAAAACAGCCUUGAAGAAAAACUUGGCUCACUUCUGUACUACCAGACACCAGAGACACACAAAAUAAAAAAAGAUAGCAGCGACGCGUACAGUGCGAUAUUCAACAACUGGAGGAAAGGCCUGAGCGGGCUCUUUGCAGAGUACAGAAAAGCCAACGCAAAAAAAAGCGACUUUUCCUUCUAUGCGUACUCUGACAAAACAGUGUACCACUUUCACACAAAUGGCUAUAACGGGUGUGUGCAUCCAUGCUGCGAAGAUGCGGUAAUAUACUCCCUGCAUGUUCUGCCAACCGAUAAAUCUCUGAAUGAUCUUUUCGACAGCAAGUUUAAAAAAGAUAAGCAGGGGUGCUAUCUCUCGGGGAGAAGUGUUUUAUUUAUUCUCGACACAAUCAUAAACACAGAGGCAAGCACCGUGUGUGCACUGCCGCUUAUUCUGUCUAAACACCCAUUUAUCAACAGCAUACUGACUAAGCCUGCAGUGGUGAUAAAGUCAGAAAAGCGCUCAAAUAACAGCAUGUACAGAGUAUCCAUGAAAGGAUGGGCUCUAACAGAAGACAUUCUUAUGCUCAACGCAGCCAUGCACCUGGAAGCCAAGCAGACAGAUGAUAUCCAGUAG
Nematocida minor is the source of this 876-nucleotide messenger RNA. RefSeq lists its product as uncharacterized. NCBI's taxonomy places the organism in Eukaryota, Fungi, Microsporidia. The transcript has a single exon. The coding region runs from base 1 to 876 and encodes 291 amino acids. The record is from RefSeq and is a predicted model, not a curated record.